Molecule: messenger RNA, 487 nt
Organism: Colletotrichum scovillei
Lineage: Eukaryota; Fungi; Ascomycota; Sordariomycetes; Glomerellales; Glomerellaceae
Product: Apc13 domain-containing protein
Exons: 2
Coding region: 134-487 (117 amino acids)
Biological process (GO): positive regulation of mitotic metaphase/anaphase transition
Cellular component (GO): anaphase-promoting complex
Source: RefSeq, a predicted model, not a curated record
CACUGAUCCAACACCCAACACCACAAGCACGACCUGCAUUCUACAUUACGAAACCUGAAGCCACCACUCUACCCAAACUAAAUCGUUGACGCUGCGAAAAGAAAAGCUGAGAAUAUUACUCGAAAACGCAGUCAUGGGUCUGAACAAGGACGCCAGCCACACGUACGUGCACAUGCACCGCGCGCGCGACGCCGAUCUCUUUGAGGACUUCUGCAAGGAGAAGCUGCCGGACGACGAGGUCUACGUGCCGCCGCAGCACCAGCCGAUCAACCCGGAGGACGAGGACGACGUGGUGCCGGACCAGCACGCGGCGUUUGGGAUCACCAAGGCGACGCAGCGGUCGCGGGAGGCGGCGUGGAAGGAUUUGGGAUUGUCGGGGUUGAUGAAUCGGGGGCCGCCGCCGGCUGGUGGGUGGGAGAAGGGGCAGGCUGGGGCUGGGGGGAGUGCUGCGGGUGGGAGUGGUGGUGGGAAGAGGUUGCCCCGGUGA